Acanthisitta chloris (rifleman) is the source of this 525-nucleotide messenger RNA. It is a transcript of the gene TCEANC2, whose product is annotated as transcription elongation factor A (SII) N-terminal and central domain containing 2. Gene Ontology annotation, biological process: DNA-templated transcription. The annotation marks the transcript as partial. The transcript has 3 exons. The record is from RefSeq and is a predicted model, not a curated record. Gene Ontology annotation, cellular component: nucleus. NCBI's taxonomy places the organism in Eukaryota, Metazoa, Chordata, Aves, Passeriformes, Acanthisittidae.
AGAGUUGUGGUUGUGGAAGACAUCAAAAGAUGGAAGUGCAUCCUUGAGCUUCCUGGGCAACAGAAAGAAAAUCUGAUGGAAGCUUUGGGGGAGCUGAAGAAGAAAAUACCUUCCAAGGAGGUGUUGCUUUCAACUAAAAUAGGUCACACAGUGAAUAAGAUGCGCAAACACUCCGAUCCCGAUGUGGCCGUCCUUGCCAAGGAGAUUUACACAGAGUGGAGAACCUUCAUCAGAGACCACUCCAACAGGCCCUCAAUCGAGGUCAGGAGCGAUCCCAAGUCCGAGGCCUUCAGGAAGAACGCACGGAAGCUGCUCUGUGAAGCCCUGGAUGUAGAGAUUGAUCACCCACUGGCUGAAAAUAUUGAGCGAGAAGCUUUUCAUCUCUCUUCCCGCCUCAUUAGCGCUCCGUAUCGCAGGACGCUGCGAGCUCUUGUCUUCUCAUUAAAACACAAACCUGAGAUCCGAGCAGAAGUCAAGGCUGGCACACUCAGUGUCCCUGCCUUUGUACAAGGCCAUAAAAAGUGA